Nematostella vectensis (starlet sea anemone) is the source of this 3396-nucleotide messenger RNA. Its product is annotated as transmembrane channel-like protein 7. Bases 278 to 2605 code for a protein of 775 amino acids. Gene Ontology annotation, molecular function: mechanosensitive monoatomic ion channel activity. NCBI's taxonomy places the organism in Eukaryota, Metazoa, Cnidaria, Anthozoa, Actiniaria, Edwardsiidae. The transcript has 19 exons. Gene Ontology annotation, cellular component: plasma membrane. The record is from RefSeq and is a predicted model, not a curated record.
GUUGCCGGACAACCGCUAUUGUAGAUUCUAUGCAAAUCUAGCUUAUGUUUGACUUAGGGCAAAAAGGCAUACAAUAGUGAACCAUUUCAAGGCAAAUCUACUUGUCAUUAACACACAUAUUUUUAUGCAGAACAUAACUUAAACCUCGACAAAAAUUUGACAUUCCAUGUUUUUGGGUUGCCUGUUUGAACACUGAAAGUCUUUCUUAAAAAGCAAGCCGUUGGUCGCAAUUUAUCGCGGUAACCGGGAGACCCCAGUCCCGUGAAAGCUUGCAGACAUGAGCAGCAAAGGAGCGCAAAAACUGCAAGGUGAUAACGCUAGCGAAGUUGGCGACCCAGCGGUACCAAUGACGGGCUCGGAUGGCUCGCAAUCAACCUCAGAGCGAGAGCGAAGCAUUAUCAACGCUCUCCCGAGUCGCCAGAUUGCCACAUGGCGCCUCAAAAGUAAGAAGAGACUUUCCAGACAAAAGAGUUCUGGAGGAAAGAUGUACAUGUCACUCGAAGAUGACAAAGAUGACGAGAGUCCUGUUCUCCUGGAAAUCCCCGAGCUCGCAGGGAAAGAAGGGAAAUAUAUACAGACGCGACCAUUACAUGAGCGUCUCACGGAGCGAAAACGACUAAGGAGCGCCACGGCACAUGACCCGCGGUCAUUAUCGUGCUUUACCACCUGGAGACUGCGCGUUGCCAUGCAUGCAAAGCGAGCAUACAAAAAGGCACGUGACACCGUCCAUCUUGAUCUAUGGAGAGGGCACUUGAAAGAGAUCGAAGGCACGUUUGGUAAUGGCAUAUUGUCAUACUUCACUUUCCUAAAAUGGCUGCUCCUCCUGAACGGCUACAUCUUUUUGGUGACAUUGGCCUUCCUGGUCAUUCCCCAAGCCAUCCACACGCAAGAAAUCUCUGCUGUCAUAGUAACGCCAAUGACGUCACUCAACCAAUCCAUCAAUAGCACGCAACCCAUUCCAACCCCGAACGCCCUUAAGAGGAAUCAGUCCUAUGUGUUGUCUGCCAGGGGCUUUGACGGCGAGAAGUCUGUGUUCCUGGGCGCAAAUGCUUCGCAGGAAGUCCCUGAAUGCUACGGCAUUAUGAGCUCCGCUAACACAAGUCACGUGAUUCCGGAUAUCGGAGCGAAGAUCAGCAAUUUUAUGCAAGGAGUGGGGUGGAUAAACACUACGCUAAUGUUCUACGGUAGCUACUCUGCCAAGAUCCUACUCAUGCCGGACCGGUUGUACUACAAUAUGCCAUUCGCGUACUUCGUGGUUAAUGGGGCGUGUUUUGUGUUCGUGCUUCUUAUCACACUUUGGAGUGUGUCGAGCAUCUUUGAGGAGAGCUAUGUCAAGGAGGGCGUGCGACAUUACAAUAGUUACUCCAACAAGGUGUUCGGAAGCUGGGAUAUGUGCAUUGUCGACGAGCAGGCGGCAGAACUCAAGAUGAGAACUUUCCUCAUGGAAGUCGAGGCGGAUUUAGCUGAGGAUCUACGAUUAGCGAGCCUUGCAAAGCGUACCCGACUCGAAAAGUGUCAGACGUACAGCAUUCGCGCCCUCAUAAACCUGGUUGUGAUAGGUCUAUCUGCUGUUGCUGGGUACGUCAUUUACGAGGCGGCACAACUCUCUUUGAAGUCUGGACAGUCUAGCAGUCAGCUGAGUCCAACUAAUCAAAAGGAGAUGAUUGAGCUGUUAAAGGGGUACGCGUCCUCGCUCACCCUGUCCAUACUGAACGCUGUACUUCCUGCACUCUUCUUCUACCUGGCACAUCUCGAGGACUGGAAUCCACGGGUUCGCAUCAACGUCGAUCUGUCCAGGACAGUUCUGUUAAAGCUCGCCUCUGUUGCGGUGCUGAUGAUAUCGCUUUUCGAGAAGAUCAAUACGGACAAAUGCAUGUUGUGUUGGGAGAAUGCGAUAGCUGCUGAGAUGUACAAAUUAAUCUGGAUGGACUUCAUCAUGUCUGUGCUCGUCGUGUUGCUGUUUCACACGCCCAGGAGGUAUGCCGCCGACCACUUGGGCAAAGGAAUUGGGCAGAAAAUCGGACGUCCGGUAUUCAGUAUCCCCCAGAAUGUGCUGGAACUGGUCUAUGCGCAGUGCCUUAUAUGGAUUGGUAUGUGGUUCAGUCCGCUUCUUCCUCUCAUGGGAUGCGUCAAGUUUUUCAUUCUUUUCUAUACCAAAAAGGUUAAUCUUAAAUAUAACUGUCGCACAGAGGACAAAGCGUACCGCGCAGGUCGCUCCAACUACUUCUUUAUGGUUCUACUGCUCGGUACCUUCUUCUUGUGCGUCGCGGCGGUCGCGUAUGGCGUCACACAAAUAACGCCUUCUGUGCUGUACGGGCCAUUCAGGGGGCUGGACCACAUGUACGAUAUCAUCAUUCUGACUAUUCGCACCCUCCCCCUGGAGUUCCAGGACGUAUAUGUUGUGAUCAGUUCUCCGUUCUUUCUAAUCGUUGUCGUCCUUAUAAUCUGCCUUGGCUUAUAUUUUUUCUACGCUACGGCUAAGAUCUACUCGCGCAUGAUCAGGGGACUCCGAGAGGAACUUUCCAUGGAAUCCCGAGACAAGAGAUAUCUUCUCAAACAGAUAACCGCAGACGACAAUAACAAGCGGACCGAAGGCGCAGUUUGAUAAUGUAAUUCGGAUGGGUUUGCUGAAAAUAGUUAUGAUGCCCGAUGACAGAGCGGUAUGGUGACCGGCAGCAACAUAAAGAAACUCUUCUAGCGAUUACUAUACGGGGGGUCAGGAUAUUUUAAAAUAAAAAUAGCAGAUGAAAUUGAAGGAAUACUUUAUUGCUCUAACUAAGAUAAUUAAGUUUUUUUUCAAAUUGUUUACAUUCCGACCAAAUGUGUACUGGCAUGAUUGCAUCAGGGGGAGCUCCAUGUCGGCGGAAGUCAGGACAAAGCAAAACAUUUUAAAACAUAAAAAAAUCCCAAAUCCAAAUAUUGCGUAGAAUGUUAAAACUAAUUGAAAAAAUUUACCCACAUCUUUUACAUCUCCCCUCAAAAAAAAGGACAAUUUUCAAAACGAAAACACACGAGGAAAACAAACCUCGAAAACUAUGAUCCCACCGUCAUACUAAUAUCUUAUACCCAAGCUCUCCCUCGUGCCCAUCAGUCGCAACCAGCUUUUAGUGUGCUAAACAGCGGGCCCAGAUAAGGGUCAGCGGUUUUGGUGCAGCAGUAGUACAUGAUAAUGAGCUUAGGGGCACACAAAUCGUCCUGCGUGGUGACCCCUUGCGCGAUCUUGGCCCUCUGCCACUCGAUCAUGUCGUUGAGGUCGGCCGGGGCGAUGAGAAGGUUGGUGACGACAGAUAUGGGCGUCUCCUGAAGGGGGGCGUUCCGCGCCUUUUCAAGCUUAAAUAAACAGUUAACAGUAUACGUCAGUCACCUUUGGGAAUAGAAUAAAAGAUUAUUUCUCAA